Messenger RNA from Closterium sp. Naga37s-1, 2379 nucleotides. Lineage: Eukaryota; Viridiplantae; Streptophyta; Zygnematophyceae; Desmidiales; Closteriaceae. The record is from the annotation of a GenBank genome assembly.
AUGGGCGCUACAGAGAUUGCAGCCACUCCGGACCAUCCCCUAUCCUUUUUCCGCUGCUCUGCUUCUGCUGGGGCGGUGUUAGAUCGCCCCUCAUCGGCUGGAUCGAUGAUGGCACGCCCUGCUACAACUGGGGGUGUGUUGGAUUGCCCCCCUCCCUCCCCUCCGUCCGUAUCAGCAUUCUUCUCCCUAUGCUCUGCUCCCCAGCUGUCACCUCACGCCACACAUGCUGUCUCUGCUCCUCCUGCCACAGCUGCUGCCACUGCCACUGCCACUGCUGCUGCUGCUGCUCUCACUGCCACUGCUGCUGCUGCUGCCACUGCCACUGCCACUGUUGCUGCUGCCCGAACCUGCAAGCGAGGCUUGGAUACCACAGCAGACCACGACAGCGGUAGCAACCCUGGCACCUCCGGGCGGCGGAGCGGUGGCAGUGCUGGCUCCUCCGGGCGGCAGAGCGGGCGGCAGCGUGGCAGCAGUGGCGGGGUCAGCGGGCGGCAGAGGUACCAGUGGCUCCCGGUUGACUUGCCAGACGACGGGUACGACUGUGUGGGUGGUGUGGGUGCUGGUCAGAUGGAUGGACAGGGGGAGCUGGUGGGAGGAGGGAUGUUUACAGCAAAUCUGGACCUUUUGAGAGGAAAAGAGUCAGUGCAGCAGCAGCAGUGUUGGAUAGCAGGGAGUGAUGUGGCAAUGGGAGGCAUGUCAUUGCCUUUGGUGGACACAUGGCAGCAGCAGCAGCAACAGCAGCAACAGCAGCAGCAGCAGCAGCAGCAGCAGCAGCAGCAGCAGCAGCAGCAGAAGAAAAGGGAGAAGGAAGAAUUGUCAAUCUCAGCACUGCCAGCAGGCCUUCAGACGUCCCAGAGCGCAUUUCCAGCAGUGGCGACAGGAGCAGAGGUAGAAUCAGGAUUUGGCAUGGCAUGCCCUUUUGAAACCACCUCCAAAGAAGCAGCAGCGGCAGCAGCAUUGGCAGCAGCAGCGGUGGCAGGAGAGAAGGUAGAAUCAGGAAUUGGAUUUGAGAUGGAGUGUGCGGGAGCUGCGGCAUUGCGGUCUCAGUCUCUCUUAGAUCAAUACCUGGAGCGACAGCAGCAGGAGCAGCCUUUCGAGUCGACUCAGAAGAAACAGAAGGAGGAGCAGCAGCAAGCAUGGCACUCUCCACUGUGUUUCCCUGUGCUGUCAUCCUCAUCAGCCUUUACAUCUCCCACCUUCUCUCCCUGCCUCCUCCCCUCUACCACUCUCCCCUCUAUCGCUCUCCCUUCUUCUGCUCUCUCCUCUAGCGCUAUAUCUGACUCUGUUACCCGCAUGCUCAGCCAGGUAACACCUUCCCCAGUCGCCCCUUCCCAGGCUGCCUCCUCACACGCCCUAUCCUCGUUAUUAACAGCUUCAGAUGCUGGCGACCAGACUCCAUCCAUUCCAUCCGGCUCCAUUCCCUCCUCUUCUCCCCAACUUCCACUGCUUUCGAACCUCCAACUCCUAUCCCCCACUGCAAACGCCCAAGCCUUCGCCUUUCCCUCACCCUCCCACUCCCACUCCCCCUCCCCCUCUCCCUCUCCCUCUCCCUCCCCCGGGCCGACCUCGCCUCUAGAGCCAUCCUCCCCUGCCACUAUCGCUGCUGCCUUCCCCUCGACCACCCCCGCUGCAGCUUUCCCCUCCACCAGCCAAGCACACACCCUCUCACCCCCUUCGUCCAACACCCGCCUCACUCCUGCCUUUUCCCUUCCUGCUAAGACCCAUCCGCUCCCCGCAAUCCCCAUGUUACCUCAGAGCCGCAGCUCUCCUGCAGCUCCCUCCACAAUCUGCAGCAGCAGCACCCGCACAUGUCCGGCAGGAAUUCAAGGAGGCUUGGCAGGAAGUUCGGCAGGAGGUUCGGCAGGAAUUCGUGGCACAGCAGCAGCAACUGUGCGUGUGCAGCGAGCGCAGGAUCUGGGGGUUACAGAUGCUCCUUUGAGCUUGCUGCUGCUCGGCCGACGCAAGCAGCAGCAGCAGCAGCAGCAGCAGCAGCAGCAGCAGCAGCAGCAGCAGCAGCAGCAGCAGCAGCAGCAGCAGCAGCAGCAGCAGCAGCAGCAGCAGCAGCAGCAGCAGCAGCAGCAGCAGCAGCUUCAGCAGCAGCAGCAGCAGCAGCAGCAGCAGCAGCAGCAGCAGCAGCAGCAGCAGCAGCAGCAGCAGCAGCAGCAGCAGCAGCAGCAGCAGCAGCAGCAGCAGCAGCAGCAGCAGCAGCAGCAGCAGCAGCAGCAGCAGCAGCAGCAGCAGCAUUGGUGGGAUGCGUUUGUCGAUGCUGCUCCCCUCACACAACUGAUGCCCCUGACAAUGCAGAGUGAGGGCGAGGGUGAGGGCAUGGAAAUGGAUAGCCACCCGUCACAAGAGACAAAGGAUGCGCAGCAGCACUGA